CCAAAGCGUUCCAGCUCCCGUUGCCAUGUAAAACAGAACGCAGUUUAAGGAACAACAAUAAUUACAAUAAUAUCUAAGUAGUUGUUAAUACGAACGAAUAUCGAUAUCAGCAAACAAACGCAUAUAACAAACGCGCGGUGCAUUUAAUAAUUAAACACAAUGCUUAGCUAAGAGUCAGUGAAUCACUGCCGCUGCAACUGCGAUUUUGGUGUGGCUUUUUUAAUCGAUUCCAGCAUUGCUGUCCCCCCCACCCGGAAAAUAAGAAGAAAAGGAAAACAAAGCAAAAUAUACAGCAGGCUAAGAUUUACAUGGGAACGUUUUGAUGUGGCUGCUGCAGUGUGUGUGUGUGUGUACGCGUGUGUGUGUUCAACAAUAUUGCUAAAUAAAUACAAAUGUGCAGAAUGUCUUCUCAAAUUUCCAGCUGCACGUUAACAUUAACAUUGACAGCUGAACAACAGCAACAACAACAAGAGCUGCGUUAAGCGAGCAAUAUACAAAUGACCAAAAACAAAAACGAGGCGAAGCAACUGAAAAGCAAUAAUUAGCAACGUAAACAAUAAGAGCAACAACAACAACAACAGCAACAACUCAGCUUCCAAGACUUGUAGCCAAACACCAAAAUUCAGCAUUAUAGAUACAUAGAGCAGCAUUCUACCCCAAAAACCUAGUUGAUCAUGUUCUCCGAGCCAUACGACACCGAUGAGCUGGAUGCCAUCGUUGAUGUGGUGGGAUUACGCUCCCAGGCGCGUCUCAACACGUUCAGGGAGAUGUGGUAUCAUGUGUUCCUCUGGGCACUCUUCUCAUCCAUAUUUAUACACACCUGCGCCGCUCUCGUUGCCUUUGUCACGCUGCGUCGGCAUAAAUUUGGUCGAUUCUUUUCGAUAUUGAUUUUGGUGAUGGGAUUUCUGUCGCCGGCUACUAGUGGGAUCAUUAGCAGCGCCGUCAUCGCCUUUGUGCAUCGCGCUUCCAUUUUCCCAAUGUCGCCAAUUAUUGCACUCUUCUGGGGCGUCGGACAAACGAUCAUCUCGGCCUGCCUCGGCUUCUUUCGCAUUCUGGCCACGCUGUAGGACAUGCUACGAACUGAAUUUCUUUCCCCAACAACAACAACAACAUCCUGUCAAGAAACAUUUUGUUAGUUUAUGUGUAUUGUGUACAAAUCAAUUUUCAUAUUCUUAGCUCGUAAGCAAUAAUCAUUUAAAUUAUGUUAAGCAUACUAUUUAAGCAUAGAAUAACUUUUUGGCGCUCGCCAAUUGGGAUCGAGUUCAAAAUCAACUGAAGAAGCAACAACUUAAUGCAGUGGUUGCUCCAGAAAUUAUAAUUUCUAAUGUAUUAUAUUUCUUCAUCGAGUUAAAAAUUAGCUACAAAAAUUCAAUAUCAUAUUAAUUGU
Drosophila grimshawi is the source of this 1387-nucleotide messenger RNA. Its product is annotated as transmembrane protein 170A. The transcript is spliced from 2 exons. The record is from RefSeq and is a predicted model, not a curated record. The coding region runs from base 675 to 1067 and encodes 130 amino acids. Lineage: Eukaryota; Metazoa; Arthropoda; Insecta; Diptera; Drosophilidae.